GGGGCGUCGGCAGCAGCAGCAGACAGCAGGCAGCAGCUGCGGCGACAGGAGCCCGGUGCCCUCACUCUGCAUUAAAAACACCCAUAUCCCGACUUUUAACUCUGAAACGUACGAGACAGCCACAAAAACUACUUCCAAAAUGGUAGACCGCGAGCAACUGGUGCAGAAAGCCCGGCUGGCCGAGCAGGCGGAGAGGUAUGAUGAUAUGGCAGCUGCCAUGAAAUCGGUCACGGAGCUGAACGAAGCACUGUCCAACGAGGAGAGGAACCUCCUCUCUGUGGCCUACAAAAAUGUGGUGGGGGCAAGGCGUUCGUCCUGGCGCGUCAUCUCCAGCAUCGAGCAGAAGACGUCCGCCGACGGCAACGAGAAGAAGAUCGAGAUGGUGCGGGCCUACCGGGAAAAGAUUGAGAAGGAGCUGGAGGCCGUCUGCCAGGACGUGCUCAACCUCCUCGACAACUUCCUGAUCAAGAACUGCAACGAAACGCAGCACGAGAGCAAGGUGUUCUACCUGAAGAUGAAGGGCGACUACUACCGUUACCUGGCCGAGGUGGCCACGGGGGAGAAGAGGGCCUCGGUGGUGGAGUCCUCCGAGAAGUCGUACAGCGAGGCCCACGAGAUCAGCAAAGAGCACAUGCAGCCCACCCACCCCAUCCGCCUGGGCCUGGCCCUCAACUACUCCGUCUUCUACUACGAGAUCCAGAACGCCCCCGAGCAGGCGUGCCACCUGGCAAAGACGGCCUUCGACGACGCCAUCGCCGAGCUGGACACCCUCAACGAGGACUCCUACAAAGACUCCACUCUCAUCAUGCAGCUGCUACGAGACAACUUGACGCUGUGGACGAGCGACCAGCAGGACGACGAGGGAGGAGAGGGCAACAACUAGAGAGUCCAAAACCUCAUUCUGCCAAAACAACACAACACGCGCGCUCACAAAUGACGACAAAAUAAUAAUAGUUAAAAUGUUCUUAAUUUAAAAAAAGAAAAAAAAAUGGGAGGGUGGGGUCGGGGCGGUGGAACAUCAGCGGCCGGUUUAGCCGAUGGUACCGACGUGGCUGCUGUUCUUUAUUUUUCCACAAAUUAAAAGUGAAAAAAAAAAAAACUUAAGACGAGGGGUAGACGAGGUUUAGUUUGAGAAAUAAGCUAUAGUUUAAAACAAAAAAAGAAGAAAAAAAAACACACUAAAGAACGGAAACCCCUCUCCUCGACAGCCUCUGCAGCAUUUGCCGAAACACGACUUUAGGAGCAAGAGGGACGUCGUUCAUCGCACCAUGAACGCCGGGGGGGGCAACAACACCUUCACGCUGCCAGAGACUGGUCCUACGGCGCAAAUGAAGCGGAGCUUGUCUCGACGUAUCGGGGGGGGAGCGUUCAGAAUUUCAGUUUCGAUGCCUGAGCAGCAAGAAAAUUAGCGCAACUUUGAAUGUCAUGGCCUUGCUUAGUGAGACAGACGGAGAGACAGACGGAGAGACCGCGAGGGCGAGCGAGGGAGCAGACGGGUCCCCGGAGAUGAAGACAGGCUUGUGGAGGUGUCGAACUUCAUCGCGUAACUUCAAACGUACCGACAUGUUUAGUUGCACCGCACCCAUGAUUGUUGAGUGAAAAAAAGCAGAUUGUCUCUGUGGUUGAAGAUAACUUGAAAAAAAAAAAAAAAAAGAAGAAGUUUUUGUUUGCUUUGUGUCAGGUACUGUAUGUGUCCAGCUCAGUCACAGUCUGUCAUACUGUAACUAAAAAUGCAAAUUCAUGAAGUAAACUUAGUGCAGCUUGUCCCUCUCAUGUGCUGAUGUGCUUUCUUAAAUAAAUUAACCGUUUUUGGACACCUAAA
Cololabis saira (Pacific saury) is the source of this 1822-nucleotide messenger RNA. It is a transcript of the gene ywhag1, whose product is annotated as 3-monooxygenase/tryptophan 5-monooxygenase activation protein, gamma polypeptide 1. Lineage: Eukaryota; Metazoa; Chordata; Actinopteri; Beloniformes; Belonidae. The coding region runs from base 140 to 883 and encodes 247 amino acids. The transcript has 2 exons. Gene Ontology annotation, cellular component: cytoplasm. The record is from RefSeq and is a predicted model, not a curated record. Gene Ontology annotation, biological process: signal transduction. Gene Ontology annotation, molecular function: protein kinase C binding.